CCUACGCCAUACACAAAAGCUAAUUAGAAAAUGGCACUUGCCCAUUUUGUUCUCAUUCAUACCAUAUGCCAUGGUGCUUGGAUUUGGUACAAGCUCGUACCAUUGCUGGAAGCUGCUGGCCACAACGUAACUGCACUGGACCUUGCAGCCAGUGGCAUUGACCAAAGACAAAUAAAUCAGCUUGGCUCAUUUGAUGACUAUUCUGAACCUCUGUUGAAGUAUAUGGCUUCAGUCCCAAAAGGAAAAAAGGUAAUACUUGUUGGAGAGAGCUGUGGAGGAAUCAAUAUUGCCAUUGCUGCUGAUAAAUACCCUGAAAAGAUUGCUGCUGCUGUCUUCCACAAUUCCCUAAUGCCAGAUACUGUGCACAACCCUGCUUAUGUUGUGGACAAGCUCUUGGAGGUGUUUCCUGACUGGAAAGACACAGUGUUUUCUAACUACACUUACAAAGGGGAGAAUAUAACAGCAUUGAAUUUGGGCUUCAAACUUAUGAAGGAGAAUAUUUAUACUAACUGCCCUAUUGAGGAUUAUGAACUGGCAAAGCGAUUGGUAAGGAAGGGAUCAUUAUUUCAAAAUAUUUUGGCAAAGAGAAAAUUCUUCACUAAAGAAGGAUAUGGAUCAAUUAAGAGAAUAUAUGUGUAUGGAGAUGAAGAUAAAAUAUUUCUACCAAAAUUUCAUCGCUGGCAAAUAGCAAACUACAAACCACACAAGGUGUAUUUGGUCCCAGGUGGUGAUCACAAGCUGAUGCUUUCAAAGCGUAUUGAGCUCUUUCACAUUCUGCAAGAGGUGGCUCAAACAUAUGCUUGACGUUCAUGCAUUUGCCUAUUGUGAAUUAUGUGGGUCAAGACAUAAAUAAAGUAUCUCACAAUCUAAUGUGGGCCAGUCAGAAAUAUUGUUUCAUGUUUCUUAUGUUUUUGUUUAAUUUAAUUCAUCUGUAUAAAUAAAACUGAAUUUCUAAGUUUAGUUUAAAUUUCGUUUGGUAU
This is a messenger RNA of Manihot esculenta (cassava), 980 nucleotides long. RefSeq names its product (S)-hydroxynitrile lyase. Gene Ontology annotation, molecular function: methyl indole-3-acetate esterase activity; methyl jasmonate esterase activity; methyl salicylate esterase activity. Gene Ontology annotation, biological process: jasmonic acid metabolic process; salicylic acid metabolic process. NCBI's taxonomy places the organism in Eukaryota, Viridiplantae, Streptophyta, Magnoliopsida, Malpighiales, Euphorbiaceae. The transcript has 3 exons. The coding region runs from base 31 to 804 and encodes 257 amino acids. The record is from RefSeq and is a predicted model, not a curated record.